Molecule: messenger RNA, 1818 nt
Organism: Penicillium daleae
Lineage: Eukaryota; Fungi; Ascomycota; Eurotiomycetes; Eurotiales; Aspergillaceae
Product: MFS transporter
Exons: 1
Coding region: 1-1818 (605 amino acids)
Biological process (GO): transmembrane transport
Molecular function (GO): transmembrane transporter activity
Source: RefSeq, a predicted model, not a curated record
AUGGCAAACCAUGGCGAUGAAGCGCCAUACCCGCGGCGUAUACCGUAUUGGAGACUCAUGACCGACCAGGGGUUCGUCACCCAAGAGAUCAUCGAUUAUCCCUACGCCGGCUCUGGAACAGAAGAAAAUCCAUUCAUCGUUGAAUGGAUUCCCAACGACCCCAGGAAUCCUAUGCAGUUUGAUACUCGCAUCAAAUGGCUUUACACUGUGAUAGUCGCCUUUGCGACCUUGGCCGUUUCUCUAGCCUCCUCUGCAUAUGCAGGUGCUGUAUCUGAGGUACUCAAAGAUAUGGAUGUUAGCGAAGAAGUUGCAACUCUCGGUAUUUCUCUGUUUGUCCUUGGGUUUGCCGUUGGGCCACUUCUCUGGGCCCCCUUCAGCGAGCUGGUCGGACGUCAAAUCAUCUUCUUAAUUACAUUUCUCGCUCUUUCUACAUUCUGUGCUGGCGCAGCAGGCUCUCAGAACGUUUGGACUCUGAUUAUCCUCCGCUUUUUCGCUGGCUCUUUUGGCUCAUCGCCCUUUACCAAUGCUGGUGGAGUUAUUGCAGACAUAUUUGCUGCAGACCAGCGUGGCUUAGCGACGAGUCUGUUUGCCGGCGCCCCUUUCCUUGGUCCCUCUUUGGGGCCGGUGGUAGGUGGGUUCCUUGGUGAGAAGGCUGGCUGGCGCUGGGUGCAGGGGUUCCUGGCUGUCUUCACGGGCCUUAUAUGGGUGAUUGAAACUAUGUGUAUCCCAGAAACAUAUGCGCCCCUCUUGCUAAGGAAGCGUGCCCAGCGCCUGUCCUCUAUAACCGGCUGCGUCUAUCGCAGUAAAAUGGAAAUUGACCGUGGCAAAGUCUCCGCGCGCGAGGCAUUUAGUGCUGCACUGAGCCGGCCCUGGAUCCUUUUGUUUGCUGAGCCGAUCGUUCUUUUGCUAUCAAUCUACAUGGCUAUUGUAUAUGGAACACUCUAUAUGCUUUUCGACGCCUUCCCAAUCGUUUUUCAAGAAAUUCGUGGCUGGAGCGAGGGUGUCGGAAGUUUACCAUUUCUCUCCGUGAUGAUCGGGAUGAUGGUAGCCGUUGGACUGAACAUGUACGACAAUAAGCGCUAUAUCCGUAUCCACAAAGAGCAUCAUGGAUUUGCACCGCCGGAAGCUCGCCUACCACCUUCUAUUCUGGGUGGCCUGGCUAUUCCUAUCGGCUUGUUCUGGUUUGCCUGGACUAAUGCUCCCUCAGUUCCCUGGAUUGUCUGUGUUCUUGCUACCGCUCCCUUCGGCUUCGGCAUGGUGCUGGUUUUCUUGGGAAUCAUGAACUACCUCAUCGAUUCGUACACCAUUUACGCUGCAUCAGUUCUUGCUGCAAACUCUAUUAUUCGCUCAUGCUUCGGUGCAGUCUUUCCGCUGUUCACCACAUACAUGUAUCACAACCUCGGCAUCCACUGGGCAUCCUGUAUUCCAGCUUUCCUUUCUCUGGCCUGCGUCCCGUUUCCUUUCAUUUUCUACCGAUAUGGCCCUGCCAUUAGACAAAAGUGCAAAUACGCAGCGGAGGCGGAUGCCUUCAUGAGGUCAUUAACUCGAAAGUCUCAAGAUCAGGAUCUCGAGGACGAAAAAGACUCUGGAAUGGAGUGCGAUGACUCCGGUCUUGAGAGCAAAUACGAAAUGACAGACUCUCAUGAUAUCGCAGAAAUCGCCUCUACAACUUCUCGGUCGACAUUGGAGCGGACAGAGACAUUGUAUGAGGGGAAUCCCUAUGACAUUGACCAUGUGAACACGCAGAACUCUGCCAUCACCCAUCAUUCAAGACAUGUGAAAAGAAGUUGGCGGGACAUCUUCAGCUUUGGCCGCUAG